CCGACAGCCACCUCGCUCCAUGCCGCCGCUCAGCUCCGACGCGCCGUCGAGGACUUACGGCCCCAAGAUGGGCUCCCCGAAGAAAACUGGGGAGGCCACCCAGCUGAGAAAGGUGAGGGCCGCAAAGGCAGUCCCCGCUCCCCAGCCUCCUUCCCCGGGGAGGGACCCCCUUCUCCUCCUCCUCUUCCUUCUCCUUUUGCUCCCGUCCCGUCGGACUGACUGGAUUCUCCUCCCGCAGAGCCUCAAGCCGCUGAUGGAGAAGCGCCGCCGGGCGCGCAUCAACGACAGCCUCAACCAGCUGAAGACCCUCAUCCUGCCUCUCAUCGGGAAAGACGUAAGUGGCGCUCAGUCCUGGCUCUCCCUGCAGUACGGGAAGAACACACACACACACACACACACACACACACACACACACAGCGCCUCUGAGCCUCUGCAGAGCGCUUUUUAUAGCCCGCCCUUCCAGUCGCGUCCCCGUUGGCACCCGUUGGCAACCCCUGCCAGUAGUAGAAAGCUUCUGUAAUAAGAGCGUUGCAGGAUCGGGCCAAAGAGGUGCCCUCUAGAACAGGGUUUCCCGAAGGUCUCCUGCUUUUUUUGGACCACAACUCCCAUCAACCCUAGCUAGCAGGUCAAGGAUGAUGAGAAUUGUAGUCCAAAAACAGCUGCAGACCCAAUUUUGGGAAACCUUGCCUAGAUGCUGUUAGACUUAGGCUGCCAUCCUUCAUGACCCAGUGGGCAUGCCAGGGAUCCUAAGGGAGGGAGCUGAAAAUAAAACUGCCAAUAUCGUCAUGAAAAUCACUGGUGCAACUGCUUUUCUGCAAUGCUGUGCCCCGUUCAGAUCACCCCUCCUCAGAAAAAGGGUAUUGUGUGUUGGAGAAGGUUUGGAAAAGGGCAACCAAAAUGAUCAACGGGAUGGAGCAAUUCCCUUAUGUGGGAAGAUUGCAGGUUUUGGGACUUCAUAGUUUAGGGAACAGGCGAGUGAGAGGCAACAGAAUAGAAAUUUAUAGCUUUCUUUUCAAAUCUGUUGUAGUGUUUAGACUUCUGUAUGUUUUAAAGCAGUUGUAAAUUUCUCUUGAUUUUGUUUUAACUUUUUGUAAACUGUUUUGAGGGUGUUUGGUUUGUUUUUACAAUAAGCAAGUAGAAAUUGUAUUACAUAGAUAUAAAAUUAUGCAUGGCAUAGAGUAAGUGGGUAGAGAUAAUAUUGUUCUUCCUCUCUUGUAACUCUCAAACUCCUGGACAUUCAAUGAAACUGAAUGCUGGAGGAUUCAGGACAGAUGAAAUCAAGUCCUUCUUCCACGCAGCAGAUAGUUAAACUAUGGAACUCAGUCCCACUAGAGGCAGUGAGGGCCUCCGACUUUAAGAGACGAUUAGACAGAUUCAUGGAGGAGGAGGAAUGCUAUCCAUAGCUGCUAGCCUGAAAUGCUAGUUUCACUGUUGGGAGUCAGUAAUGCUUCUGAAUACCAGUUGCUGGCAGUGGAAACUGCAGGAGGGGAAAGAGCUCAAAUCCUGCUAUGGCAUCAGGUUGGCCCCUGUGAGGACAGGAUGCUGGACUAGAGGGGCCUCGGGCUUGAUCCAGCAAGCACUUAUGUUCCAGCCAUUGCCCAUCCUGAGUUCAACAUCUAGAGCACUCCAUAUUCCACACUGGUGGGCUAGCCAGAGCUCUCACCUGGAUUCAGAGGCAUAUUCCCUCAAUAAGUGGAGACCACAUUUAUUUCCCUGAGUCUUUUUUCCAUGGAUUUGCCCUAUCCAUGGUUUAGUUGGGGGGCUGGAAACCUACACCCUCCAUAUGUUAUUGGACUCCCAUCAGCUCUAGCCAGCUCAGUCAGUAGUCAGGGAUGAAAUGAAUUUGGCAUCUAGCAAACUUUGGGGUAGAGGACAGGUUCCCAUUCUGGUAUUUAAGGAUUGCACAGAAAAGUACUUCUGUCUUAACCUGCAAUCUUUUCAUUCUCUCUGAGGCUCCAUCCCGCCUAAUGUCUCCUUGCUCCCUCUGCCCCUAGCCUCCAUUAGAUGGGUGCCCACUCUUUCCUGUCCACAUCCAAAAUCCUCUUCCUUGCCCUUUUCUCAUCUCUUCACUACUUGGUAUCUCUGGGUCCCUUUGCAACAUCCUCUGUGCCUUUUCUUGCUUUUGAGACUCCUAAGGCAACUCUCUCUCUCUCCCUUUCCUUUCCAGAGCUCUCGCUAUUCGAAGCUGGAGAAGGCCGACAUCUUAGAGAUGACUGUCCAGUUCCUCAAGGAGCUUCCAACCCCUUGUGCUUCCGUCUCUGGUGAGUGACGUGACAUUCACACAUGACGCGCAAAAUGGCAUCACUUGAUUUCUUACAACUGAAUUAUCCAACACAGGGGAGCUGACCGAUGAAUGUGAGAAUAGAUCCCAGGUUUUUUGUUUUUUUGUUUAAGUGUUAGAAGAGGCAAGAGAUCUAGGGGCCCAGUGCAAGAAACUGGUGCUUAGCAUGACUGGGCCAGUCCCUCACAACUCCCCUGUGUGUAAACACUUGAGCAAGGACUGAGCUUGUCUGAACCAGUAAAGGGUGGUUGGCAGAGAAGAGGGGCUAAGUGGAUCUUCCACACCAUACAAUUAAAACACUAUGAUGCCAAUUUGAACAGUCGUGGCUUCCCUUCAAGACUCCUGAGAGCUGCAGUUUCUUAAAGGCACUGAGAGUAACAAUACCCAGAGUUCCCUUUGAAGAGGGAUUGAAUGUUAGACCACUCAGAGAAUGGCAGCUAUGUGAGGAGGAACAGCAACUCUUAGCACCCUGAACAAACUACAGCUCCCAGAAUUCUUUGGGGGAAGCCAUGCCUGUUUAAAGCGGUGUUAUGUACUGAGUUGAAUAGGAUCCAGAAUGCAGCAGUUUGAUUGGUCCUAGAACAACAGGAUCCAAAAUGCAGCAGUCUGAUUGGUCCUAGAACAAUAGGAUCCAAAAUGCAGCAGUCUGAUUGGUCCUAGAACAAUAGGAGUCAGAAUGCAGCAGUCUGAUUGGUCCUAGAACAAUAGGAUUCAGAAUGCAGCAGUCUGAUUGGUCCUAGAACAAUAGGAUCCAGAAUGCAGCAGUCUGAUUGGUCCUAGAACAAUAGGAUUCAGAAUGCAGCAGUCUGAUUGGUCCUAGAACAAUAGGAUCCAAAAUGCAGCAGUCUGACUGGUCCUAGAACAAUAGGAUUCAGAAUGCAGCAGUCUGAUUGGUCCUAGAACAAUGCAGCAGUAUGAUUGGUCAGCAGGAGCCACCCAAUCCAGCUCCAGGUGGAAGUGAAUCCACAACCUGAUUGGCCUACAGGAGAAUCCCAGAAUUAGCCAAUCACAUGCAGCCCAUUGUGUAAAUAAUGUAUAUAAAGCAGAUAUUUUGGGAGAACUUUCAUUCCUCCCCACCACUAUGAGCUGAAUAAAGAGCAUGAAAUCCACUCUCGACUCCGAAUAUAUUUCAAGCGGUAUGAUAGUUCUUUAGAUAUAUGAUGCAAAUGUGCCCCAGGAGCACAGGAGAGAACUCAGCCGAAGAGGGGUUGCUGUCAUCAGCGGGAAGGAUCUCUGCCACAGAGAGCCUCUUGUCAAUCAGCGCUGACAGCACUGACCUAGAUUGACCCAGGAUCUGACUCAGUUACAACCUGUUCAUCAGACCUCAUGCGGCUACUUUAUAGGGAAGUCAGACCAUUUGGCCUCUGCUCUCUCCCCUAGCCAGAAUUUAGGAGACAUGGACAAAAUCUUUGAGAAGAGUUCCUACCUGGCUGAGACCUUAACUCUAUAUUGAUAAUACAGCACAUGGGGCUUUGUGGGUGGAAUUCAAAGAUCCUAGAGUCUCUGCUCCCAAUGAACUUAGUCUAAAACUGAUGGUGGGGGAAAUAAGAGGGGGAAAAUGAGAUAAAUGGGAUAAAUGAUGGUGUUGCAUGAUGGGAUAGAUGAGGUCCAUGCUUCAUUUGGCAAAGUGUCCUCAGUACUGUCAAAUUUCCCUAUUUACACCAAAACAAAUUGCAGGGAGAAAUUUUCUGAGCAAAGCAAUAACAUGGUUAUACCAGUUAAAUCAUCACAGUUCCCUCCCAAAAGAAUCCUGGGAAGUGUGGUACUUUAAGCAUGGAAGUCAAGGUAUUCUCUGUUCAUAAAAUGAUAGAAUCAAAGAACUGUAGAGUUGGAAGGGUCCCCUGAGGGACAUCCAGUCCAACCCCCUGUUGCUAACCUCUGAGUGGGUGCUGUAAGUUCAACAAAGAAUAAUGCGUGUUGUAUUACUUUCUGUGGCUGGCACUGGUACCCAGCUCACAGACACAGAAUUGUAGAGUUGGAAGGGACCCUGAGGGCCAUUUAUAGUCCAACCCCUUGCAAGGCAGGAAUCGCAACUAAGGAAUCCCUGACAGAUGGCAUGACAGAUUUCUCUCUUUCCCCCCCACAGGCUCCGCAGACAGUUUCUGUGAUGGCUACCACACCUGCCUGUCCCGCCUUGCCACCCUCCUUCCCAAAUACAACUUCCUGAACCGUGAGGCCUGCAGCACCCUCCUUGGGCAUCUCCAGCAAGCCUUUGCGCAGCAGGGCUGGCUUCGGGACUGUUCCAGCCCAGCAGACUUGUCCAAAGAGCCAGGCUUGGAGAGGCCCCUGUGCCCACCCAGAAGGGCCCAGGAAGCCCCUUCACCACAAACAGCACUCUGGAGACCUUGGUAG
This is a messenger RNA of Podarcis lilfordi (Lilford's wall lizard), 4633 nucleotides long. Lineage: Eukaryota; Metazoa; Chordata; Lepidosauria; Squamata; Lacertidae. The record is from the annotation of a GenBank genome assembly.